ACGGCGACAGUUCCCCAUGGUAACGAGGGUAGGUUCGCGAAGCACAACAGACGACGUUCGUUCGCGCGAGUGGUGUGACCCGCUCGUGUGUUAGGACGAUUGAGAAUACACGCGUUUUCUCUACUAUUUCACGAAAGUUAGUGGCCUCGGUUCUUUAUUUGUGGCACGUUCGCGAUCUUUAAUCGUGGGAUAUUUGAUACGAUCUACGAGAUAUACAAUAAAACGGAAGUUGAAUAUAUAAUAGAAGAACGAUAAAUAGAAGAUACAGAGAAACAAAAAGAAAGAAAAUUAAAAAGAGAAAGAAACGUUAUUAAAGCGACUUUUUUUUUUCUUCCGACGACGACGGAGACGUUGUUGCGUCUCUACAGAAGAAUUUUUUAACCGUCGUCGGUGUUGGGUCGCGACUGCGGUCCAAAACAUCAUCAGAGGUGGCGUGGGGCACGGCUGUAAUGGAAUUACAGAGCUGGUUACUCUACCAUCUCGUAGCUGUAACCGACUGCAAUCAAGUUAAAUUUAUCUGAGUUUGGCCAACGUUCACAGUCCACUGCCUUUUUUGUUAUUUAAUUUCCAAUCCCGUUAUCGUCAAGAGGAAACUGCGGUUUACCAAUGUUUGAUGUGAUGCAGUCGGCAGCUACAAUUGGUGGUGGUGGAACUUAUCCUGCCGGAGGGACCGGAAGUCGUGCUCGAGACUUGGGUCUUCGUGCUCAGAAGAAGCUAUUAGGACGAGUGGUCUCCACUGGUGCUGGAAGAUCUCUUUUAAUAGAUGACGCGACCACUUCACUCUUAGACAAUCUCUACAAGUUGAUGGAAAGAGCGACGAAGAAUAAUUCAAACUUGGAUAAAAAACAACCAGAGAAAGUUCUUAAGAAUAUCGUUAAAUUAUCCAUCAAGGUUGGACUGUUGCAACGUAAUCAACAGCUCGGUCCAGCAGAUGAUGCAAAACUUAUUGAGAUCAGGACAGCUUUGAGAGCAGUAGCAAUGGCUGUUGUCUCCUUCUAUGAACUCGAGUUUAGUUUCGACAAAGCGUACUUAACUCGAUCCCUCGAGCGUUGUAGAUCUGCGAUACAGGGUUUAAUAAAACCUCAUUUAACAGAUAAAUCUCAGGAUCGGUGCGAUCAAGUUUUCGAUUUUCUAAGAAAUCCUGAAUUUUUAGAUGCGGUCUUUAGACAAGAUUCUGAACACAGACCAAUCCUUGGCAUGCUAGUCAGUGAUAUAAACAAAGCUUUAGAUGCUGGACAUCUUUGACUUUUUGUAGAUUCCAUUGUACACGAUCGAUAUUAAAUAUAAAAAAAAAAAAUGCCAAGAACACAAAGAUUGGUUGGAUCAAUAAUUUAACGUAGAACUGUCACAGAAGGUUGAUUCUAACAUUUUCUUACGUGUCCUGUUUUUUUUUUGGCAAGCUGCGUGUGCGUUGAUAUUUUUAAGCGAUAUUUUCCUAAAAUUUACGCACGAAAUAUAUCGCACUCACGGUGGUAGUCGAUUUUCUUUAAGGUAACAACUUAUGAAAAAAAAAAACAAUAUAUUUUCCGUAUACAUGCACACGUAUACAUAUACAUACGUGAUCGCUACUCUAGUUUUACGAUCGAUGAACGUAUCUAUUGAUUUCUGCAAUAAUCGUUCAAUACUCUGCUUAAAUUAAGAAUAUCGAUAUAUAAAUAUAUGUAUAUUAUGUAAACAAAUUAUAUUUAUUCGCGCGCCUAAUUGUUAGGAAUUAUUAUGAAUUAUUAUGAAUUAAUAUUAUAAUAAUUUACAUUUGUCGCGAAAGUUCGAAUUUUGACGGUCCUUGAAAAUGUAAUGGAGUCGCACGUAAUUAUUGCACAUUAAAGAUAAAAAUAAAAAGAAAAAUAAAGAAAAAUAAGGAAUAACACAUUCAUCACGCGAUAGACAUUUUAUAAAUGAUAAUCACCACAUAUCUUAAUUUAAUAACAUACACACUUAUGUAUAUUUCAAGGAUAAUUAUAAUGUGUAUAUUCUACUGAAAAUUAUCGGUUUUAAGAAUACGCAUUUUAUAUACAGUAUACACCUCCUCUCUUUACACGUUAUUUAUGAUGAUUAUCUAUAUAGCGAAAUGUUUUACCAAUGGUCAAUAAAUUAUUUAUAAACGCGAAA
Messenger RNA from Polistes canadensis, 2109 nucleotides. It is a transcript of the gene sigmar, whose product is annotated as tumor necrosis factor alpha-induced protein 8-like protein. Gene Ontology annotation, biological process: regulation of apoptotic process. The transcript is spliced from 5 exons. Lineage: Eukaryota; Metazoa; Arthropoda; Insecta; Hymenoptera; Vespidae. Gene Ontology annotation, cellular component: cytoplasm. The coding region runs from base 607 to 1245 and encodes 212 amino acids. The record is from RefSeq and is a predicted model, not a curated record.